This is a messenger RNA of Ambispora gerdemannii, 4543 nucleotides long. The record is from the annotation of a GenBank genome assembly. Lineage: Eukaryota; Fungi; Glomeromycota; Glomeromycetes; Archaeosporales; Ambisporaceae.
AUGGCCGAGUCGCAAGUAGCAACAGCAGAUAUUGCAUACGCUUCCAGCAAUGUAAUAUACACAAUUGAACCUACACCACCAUUAUUCGGAAAAUACCACACAAGCUUCACCACCGAAGUAGCACGACGUGAAAAAGAAAAAGCUAAAAAUAUUUUUGGCGAAAUUCCUAAAGUACACAUACUGUUGGCAAACAGUGACCCCUUUUCAAAAGUACAUGCAGAAAACGCAAGUGGUGGCUUAGUUUCGGUGCUUACCACCUCAAAAACAUUGAUACCCGCCAUACCACAUCUUUAUAAAAUUGCCAAUGAAAAAUCGGCGUUGGUAAUUCACGUAGCGGUUGAUUUGAAUCCGACGAAUAAUCUUGCUGAUUAUUCGGAUGUGCUGGCAGUUCGUCAAACUGGAUUUGCAUUAUUGAAAUCCAACGGUGGACAGGAAACGAUGGAUGUUGCAUUGAUUGCUCAUGCUCUGGCUAUAAAGACUGGAGUACCUGUAUUGCAUUUUUUUGAUAAGCAAUUGCCACGAUUAUUGGUGUCUUCAGCGUCGUCAAUUUCUUCUAUUUCAUCUAUGAGAUCUACAACGCCUGAUCCUGAUAGACAUGAAAGGCUCACAUAUUUUGGUCACGAUAUUAUUAAAUUGAUUAUUCAUGAAGCGGAUAUUGUGAAAUAUCGUGAAUCUCGGAAGGCUAUUUCAGACCAAAAAGAUAAUCCGAAAGAAAUUUAUUUUCGAUCCGUUGAUGAAUUGACUUUGAAUCAUCAUAAUGACAGUACUGACGAUGAAAAUGAAAAUGUUGAUUACUUUAAAAUUGCAGAUCAUGUAUUUAAACUUUUUGAAAGAAAUUCAGCACGUUCUUAUCAUACUAUUGAAUUUUCCGGAGACCAAGACGCCGAUUCACUCCUAAUUACAUUAGGAGCUGGGCCUGUAGUUUUUGAACAAGCAAUUCUACAAGGGAUUCAAUCCCAUUCUAAUCUCAAAGUCGCUGUGAUAAAGAUACGGUUAUAUCGUCCGUGGUCAGAUCAAUAUUUGUUAAAUGUCAUUCCAAAGUCAGUCAGAAAAGUUGCUGCAUUAGAACAAAUCAGUAAGCCCACAAUACAGUGGACACCAUUGUAUCUGGACGUGACAUCAGCAUUUCAUAAUAGUGAAUUCUGGUUGACAGAAAUUCCGAGUAUUUUUAGUGGUUCUUUUGGUAGUCUUGAUGAAAGAUCUCUUGAUGGUGCUAUUCAAGCAGUCUUUGAUAAUCUGUCAUUGAGUGAUCCGCUAAGAGACUUUAAUUUUGAUAAAUAUCAAUCUUCAAAAGAUUUGAAUAAUAUUUCUUAUGACGUGGAUCCAAAGCCAAUUCUUGAACCUCCUGCAUUAGAAACCUCGUAUUUCAAUAUGCUUAAAGAAUUAUUUGCAGAUAGAUUAUAUGUGGCAAAUGCCAUUUCAAAAUCUACUGUAGGAUAUCUCGAAUCAAUAAAAUCAACUCCGGAAUUCGGAUUUGGAGUAUUGUUGACAAAAAUCCAAAACCGAGCACAAUUUUCUGACCUGGUGUCAAAAGUGGUUAAAGAUGUAUCAAUUAUACUACCCGAGGACCUUCAUUCCGCUCUUACACAGUGGAUUUUGCAUAAAGAUGACUCUAAUCUCUCAAGUAUACAUAGCCAAAAAGCAAUAGAAUUACUAUCCGAUCCAAAGUUAAGGGAAAAUCAUCCAUCCCUUAAAGAAAUUUAUGACCAUAAAGAUCAAUUUGUCAAGCCUGCACAAUGGCUGAUUGGAUCAGACGCAUGGUCUUAUGACAUUGGUUAUUCUGGUGUUCAUCAUGUAAUAUCUUCUGGAAAAGAUAUUAAUCUUUUAAUUAUUGAUUCACAACCGUACGAUCCAUACGAGGCUGAUGACCCUGAAAAACGAAAGAAAGACAUUGGUCUUUACGCUAUGAAUUAUGGUGACGUUUAUGUUGCAUCAAUAGCAGUCUAUUCUUCUUAUACACAAGCCUUACAUGCAUUAUUGGAAGCAGAAAAGUUUAAAGGACCUUCAAUCGUGUUGGCUUAUUUACCAUAUGAAAAAGUCAACGAUACUACAAUUACAGUAUUAAAAAAUACAAAACGGGCCGUUGAUUCUGGAUAUUGGCCACUAUAUCGAUGGAAUCCUGCAUUAGAAAAAGAAGGAAAAGAACCUUUCUCAUUGGACUCCGAACGAAUAAAACAAGAACUUCAAGCAUUUCUUGAUCGAGAGAAUCAUCUUACUCAACUUGUACGUGCUAAUCCUGAACUUGCAACAACUCUUACAUCAUCUUUAGAGUCGGAAAUUGCUUCUCGCCAAAAAUCUCGUGCUAAAUCUGCUUACGAAAAAUUAUUGGGUGGAAUGACAGGUCCUCCGCUUUUAAUACUUUUCGGAUCUGAUGGUGGCAAUGCUGAAGGAGUUGCACGUAAAUUACUAAAAAGUGCUCUAGAACGUGGUUAUAAUGGUGAAUGUAAGGCGAUGGAUGAUUAUCCGUUCGAGGAUCUUGCCACAGUACAAAACCUAGUAAUUGUUUGUUGUACGGCGGGGCAAGGUGAAUUUCCUCAUAAUGGACGCGAGUUUUGGAAAUAUAUCUCGUCAGCAACUGAUAUUUCUUUAUCAGAGACUUUAUUCUCAGUAUUUGGACUAGGAGAUAGUCAUUAUUGGCCACGUAAAGAAGAUGCAAUUUAUUAUAAUAAACCUGGAAAUGAUCUAAAUACUCGCCUAAAAUUACUCGGUGCAAAACAAAUAACACCUUUAGGCUUAGGAGAUGAUCAAGAUCCAGAUGGCUAUGAAAGUGAACUCCAGCUUUGGGAACCUAUGCUUUGGAAAGCUUUAAAAAUGGAUCAUCCAGCUGAAGAAAGAUUAAAAAUCCUUGAAGAGGAAUGGGAAAAGAUAAAGGUACCAAGAGAGAUUAAGACUGAUGAUGACGCGAAGAUCGAAUCAAAUUACUUACGAGGAACAAUUGUAAAAGGACUAGAAGAUACAUCAACUGGAGCAUUAUCUGAAGCUGAUACAAAAUUGACGAAAUUUCAUGGAAUUUAUCAGCAAGACGAUCGUGAUCUUAGGCAAGAACGGAUGGCUCAAGGAUUAGAGAAGGCUUUUAUGUUUAUGGUUAGAGUGCGUGUUCCCGGUGGAGUUUCUACUUCUCAGCAAUGGCUUGCAAUAGAUGAAAUCGCAGAUAAAUGGACAAAUGGAACAAUAAAAUUGACAACUCGCCAAGCAUUUCAAUUACAUGGAGUACUUAAACGUAAUUUGAAGUCAACAAUACGAGGAAUCAAUAAAAGUUUAUUGGAUACACUUGCGGCAUGUGGUGAUGUAAAUCGUAAUGUAAUGUGUAAUCCAAAUCCAUUCUUAUCAGAAAUUCAUGAAGAAGUAUAUGAAUUUUCAAAGAAACUAAGCGCACAUUUAUCGCCUAAAACUUCUGCAUAUCAUGAGAUAUGGCUUGAUGACAAACUGGUAGCAGGACAAGCUGUUCAAGACGUUGAACCAUUAUAUGGACCAACUUAUCUACCUCGAAAAUUCAAAAUUGCAAUCGCUAUUCCCCCAAAUAAUGACGUAGAUGUCUUUGCACAUGAUGUAGGAUUUAUUGCAAUUACCGAUGAGAAUGAUAAAUUAGUAGGAUAUAAUGUGUCAGUAGGUGGUGGAAUGGGAAUGACUCAUAAAAACAAUCUAACAUAUCCACGUCUUGGUGAUAUAAUUGGUUUCUGUUUACCAGAACAAGCGAUCGACGUUGCAGAAAAAAUAAUGCUGGUACAAAAAGAUUUUGGAGAUCGUACUAAUCGUAAGCAUGCUCGUCUCAAGUACACAAUUGAUGAUCGCAGUGUGGAAUGGUUCGUUGGUGAACUUGAAUCACGUUUGGGAUAUAAAUUGCAAAAAUUGCGUGAUUUCCAAUUUGAAAAUAAUGCCGAUAGAUUUGGAUGGACGAGAGGUGUAAAUAAUAGUUGGCAUUUUUGUAUGUAUAUUGAAAAUGGACGAGUUAAAGAUUCACCGGAGGCAAAAAUUAAAACUGGACUUAAAGAAAUUGCAAGUCUGAAUAAAUGUGAUUUCCGAUUAACCCCCAAUCAACAUUUAAUUAUCGGAAAUGUUGCAGAACAAGAUAAGUUGCAAAUAGUAGAAUUAUUACAAAAAUAUAAAUUGGAUAAUUUGCAAUAUACCGGCCUAAGAUUAAAUUCGAUGGCAUGUGUAUCAUUGCCUACGUGUGGACUUGGAUUGGCUGAAUCAGAACGAUAUCUUCCAUCGCUUGUCUCAAAAUUAGAGACAAUAAUCGAAGAGGUGGGUUUACGUAACGAUGCAAUAACAAUACGCAUGACCGGAUGUCCGAAUGGAUGUGCUCGACCGUAUGUGGCUGAAAUAGCAUUUGUUGGGACAGAGCCUGAAACAUAUAAUGUUUACUUAGGAGGUGGAUUCCGCGGACAACGACUAAAUAAACUGUACAAAGAAAGCUUAAAAGAAGAAGAGAUUCUUAAAGUGUUAAAACCAAUUUUACAUCGAUAUUCUAAGGAACGAUUAACUGACGAGAAGUUUGGAGAUUUUGUGAUUCGUAUGGGAUAUGUUAAACCUACUACCUCUG